CAAGAUGGCAGAGGAGCUGGAGUCCGUGUUGCAGCUCACACCCUCGACUGCUGCAGGCGGGGAAGGACUUACAGAGGUCUCCCCAGAAACCGUCACUCCUGACCCACCUUCUUCUGCUGCAGUCUCCCCGGGGACAGAGGAACCUGCCGGAGACGCCAAGAAAAAAAUUGACAUCCUGCUGAAAGCUGUGGGAGACACCCCUAUUAUGAAAACAAAGAAGUGGGCUGUAGAGAGAACCCGAACCAUCCAAGGACUCAUUGACUUCAUCAAAAAGUUCCUUAAACUUGUGGCCUCAGAACAGUUGUUUAUUUAUGUGAACCAGUCCUUUGCUCCUUCCCCAGACCAAGAAGUUGGAACACUCUAUGAGUGCUUUGGCAGUGAUGGUAAACUGGUCCUACAUUACUGCAAAUCCCAGGCUUGGGGAUGAACCACAAAGAAAAACAAUUU
Molecule: messenger RNA, 447 nt
Organism: Chrysochloris asiatica (Cape golden mole)
Lineage: Eukaryota; Metazoa; Chordata; Mammalia; Afrosoricida; Chrysochloridae
Gene: ATG12
Product: autophagy related 12
Exons: 4
Coding region: 5-427 (140 amino acids)
Biological process (GO): autophagosome assembly; autophagy of mitochondrion; C-terminal protein lipidation
Cellular component (GO): Atg12-Atg5-Atg16 complex; cytoplasm; phagophore assembly site membrane
Source: RefSeq, a predicted model, not a curated record